Molecule: messenger RNA, 1653 nt
Organism: Clarias gariepinus (North African catfish)
Lineage: Eukaryota; Metazoa; Chordata; Actinopteri; Siluriformes; Clariidae
Gene: mettl8
Product: methyltransferase 8, methylcytidine
Exons: 10
Coding region: 251-1402 (383 amino acids)
Molecular function (GO): tRNA (cytidine-N3)-methyltransferase activity
Source: RefSeq, a predicted model, not a curated record
GCGUCCAAGUAAAAGGGUUACUCGAGUUCAUUUAGAACCCGAAAGUGCGCCGUGUACACUGUAUAGUGUAUAUUAUUAUUAACAUUUGGAGUUUUACCAAGGUUAAUUCGUGUCUAAAAGCCACGUGGAUUAUAUAAUCUGAAAGAAUUGCAAUACAUUAGGUUCAAAAGAUGUGUGUAGCAGGUACAGAAUACCCAUAAUGCACCAGCGCCAUGUUUGGAUUCAGGUUUUCAUCAAAUAAACAAGUAAAAUGAGAAGACUGAUGAAGAUGAUUGUGUCAGCUGUGGUCCGUGGUGUUGGAUAUGUUUCCUUCAGAUGUCUCAGUGGACGACCUCCUGCACCACUCGGAGGCAGAAUUCUCACCAACCCUAAGGACAUCUUCCAGCAUAACAUGUGGGAUCAUGUCCAGUGGUCACCAGAGGAGAUGGAAAGAGCCAUUCAAAAAGCAGAGGAGAACUCCAGAGAACAGAUUCCAGUAGAGGAGCAACUCAGGUAUGACAGAGAUGCUAACAAAUAUUGGGACAGAUUUUACAAAAUGCAUCAAAGCAAGUUCUUCAAAAAUCGGCAGUGGCUUUUCUCUGAGUUUCCCGAGCUCUUGCCCCAGGGCUGUUACACAAAUCGUACCACAGAAGGUCUGGAAGCUUCAGUGCCAGCAUAUCCUGAGUUAGGAGAAACUCCGCACAGCGGGAUGGAAAGCCAGCAGGAAGACUCUCACAUUCUCAACCAUGAUGUACUAAAAGAGAACACUCAUCAGCUUUCUGCACUGCACUCUCAAGAAGCUGCUGCUUUCCCAGGGCAACAUGCUUCUUUUAGAAUACUGGAGGUGGGUUGUGGUGCAGGCAACAGUGUGUUCCCUAUCAUCAACGCCAUCAGAGGCAGUGAUGUGUUCUUGUACUGCUUUGACUUUUCUUCCAAAGCAAUCCAACUUGUCCAGGAGCAUCCAGACUACGAUCCUGCAGUGUGCCAUGCAUUUGUGCAUGACAUUUGUGAUGAAGUGUCCAUGUUUCCCUUUCCUCAUGAGAGUCUUGAUGUUAUUGUUGUAAUCUUUGUGCUCUCCUCUAUUCACCCUGAGAGAAUUCAAAGUGUGCUUAAUCGUCUCUCAGGCUACCUGAAGCAUGGGGGAAUCAUCCUGUUCCGAGAUUAUGGCAGAUAUGAUUUGGCUCAACUGCGAUUCAAAAAAGGGCAGUGUUUGUUUGAAAAUUUCUACACACGACAAGAUGGAACCUGUGUAUAUUUUUUUACGAAAGAUGAAGUCCAUCAGUUGUUCACUAAUGCUGGGCUGGAAGAGGUUCAGAACCUGGAAGACAGAAGACUUCAGGUGAACCGAGGAAAGAAAGUGGUGAUGCAUAGAGUGUGGAUGCAGAGCAAGUAUCGGAAACCUUCCAGAGUACCAAUGUCCUAGAUCUUUCAACACCAGGAGAUUGACCACUGGGAUUAAAUAUGUGAAAGUAUAUUAGAAUGUAUGGACAUAAAUGAUCAUGUUGCGAGUGAGUCGUAUAGAAGGGUUAACUUAACAAUUGGCCAUGAGAGGGAAAUCAUAACUAAGAAAUAACUAAGACAUUUUUCACAGUAGAUACUGUAUUUUAUUAAAUACCUGAUUACUGUUAUACUUUUCUAUUUUAUUUAUGUGAAUAAAAACAGUGACAAAGACCA